GAGCGGGGCGAAGCACGGCCCCGCUGGCGGCCUGAGGGCGGCCCUGGCUGGGCAGCGGCGCCAUUGGCGGAGCGUCUGUGCGGGCCCGGGAGCGGCGGCAGCGGCCGGAGGCCGGGGAGGCGGCAUUGGCGGAGCUGGGAGGCGGCCCCGGCGCAGGAUUUGUCGUUGCCAGGGCGUGGCUGGAUGGAGGAGGAGGAAGAGCCCCAGAGAUCCUGCACGGGGAGUGGCUGCAAACCCAGCCCAGGGAGCUGCGGGGAGGAAAGAGCCCCCCUGAGCCAGGAAGGCGGUCGGAGAUCCAGCCGGAGCUCAGAGCUGGUGGAGAAGGCUCAUGGCAGGGAGAAGCCACACAAGUGCUUGGAAUGUGGGCAGGGCUUCAGCUGGAGCUCUGGCGUGAUCCAGCACCAGAGGAUCCACACUGGGGAACGGCCCUACGAGUGUGGGGAGUGUGGGAAGGGUUUCAGAGACCGCUCCAAACUGAACCAGCACCAGAGGAUCCACACUGGGGAACGGCCCUACGAGUGUGAGGAAUGUGGGAAGAGCUUCAGAGACAGCUCCAACCUGAUCCAGCACCAGAGGAUCCACACUGGGGAACGGCCCUACAAGUGUGGGGAGUGUGGGAUGGGUUUCAGAGACAGCUCCAGGCUGUUUGAGCACCAGGUGAUCCACACCGGGGAACGGCCCUACACCUGCUUGGAAUGUGGGAAGAGCUUUGGGUGGAGCUCUGCCCUGAGAAUACACCGGCGCAUCCACACUGGGGAACGGCCCUACAAGUGUGGGGAGUGUGGGAAGAGCUAUGUGCAGAGCUCUGGCCUGAGAAAGCACCAGCACAUCCACACUGGGGAACGGCCCUAUGAGUGUCCCCAGUGUGGGAAGAGGUUUCAGACCAGCUCCAAUCUCCUCCUACACGAGCGGAUUCACACAGAGGAGAGGCCCUUCCGCUGCCCCGACUGCGGGAAGGGCUUCAAGCGAAACUCCCACCUCACCGUGCACCGGCGCAUCCACACCGGGGAGAGGCCCUACGAGUGUGGGGAGUGUGGGAAGAGCUUCUCCAGGAGCUCAACCUUGACUGAACACCAACAGAGGCACCACUAAGGGAAGCCCUGUGAGUGCCCCAAGUGAGGGAAGAGCUGAGAGUGAGGGAAGAGAGUGAGGGAAGAGCUUCGUGUGCUGCUCCAGCUCCAUCCCCCAUGGGAGGCUCCGGGCUGGAUGAUCCCCAGUGACCCCCGUUGGGCAGAGCCCUGGUGCCCCCAUAUGGGGAAUAAAACAGAGAGUAAAACAAUGGAGCCGGCAAAGGGGCCCGAUAUCUGAGGCCUGACUGAGCAGAAACUGUGGGAGACACAGACACCGUUUAAGUCUCCCUGGGCAAGAAGUGACCAAGCAUCCUGUUGUGAGACUUUGUGAUAAGAUAAUGUUCCCAGGUGACAUGAUGUCAUGAAGAAUGUGUAACCAAUGGAAAUUGUUAGCAAACAUCGAGCCCUAUAAGCACCACACAAGUAAAACCCUGUAUAAACACACCUGGUACCCUCAAUAAAAUUGGCUUCUGAUCUGA
Vidua chalybeata is the source of this 1549-nucleotide messenger RNA. RefSeq names its product zinc finger protein 239-like. The transcript is spliced from 2 exons. The record is from RefSeq and is a predicted model, not a curated record. Bases 184 to 1092 code for a protein of 302 amino acids. Gene Ontology annotation, molecular function: RNA polymerase II cis-regulatory region sequence-specific DNA binding; DNA-binding transcription factor activity. Gene Ontology annotation, biological process: regulation of transcription by RNA polymerase II. NCBI's taxonomy places the organism in Eukaryota, Metazoa, Chordata, Aves, Passeriformes, Viduidae.